This is a messenger RNA of Vespula pensylvanica (western yellowjacket), 7993 nucleotides long. RefSeq names its product nuclear hormone receptor FTZ-F1 beta (gene Hr39). The coding region runs from base 1287 to 4277 and encodes 996 amino acids. The transcript has 7 exons. Gene Ontology annotation, biological process: hormone-mediated signaling pathway; tissue development; regulation of transcription by RNA polymerase II. Gene Ontology annotation, molecular function: zinc ion binding; nuclear receptor activity; RNA polymerase II cis-regulatory region sequence-specific DNA binding. Lineage: Eukaryota; Metazoa; Arthropoda; Insecta; Hymenoptera; Vespidae. Gene Ontology annotation, cellular component: RNA polymerase II transcription regulator complex. The record is from RefSeq and is a predicted model, not a curated record.
GCGAGUAAGUACGCGUUCUUCAGAAAAAUCAAGACCCGCCACUCUCGAAAAGCUUCUCUUUUAUUUUUGAAAGCAAAAAAACAAAAGAAGAAAAAAGACGCGAGCCUCUCCUCUGAUGCGAACGCUCGAAAAUGCAAAUGAUCCAAAGUAACAGGUACUAACGAGAAGGUGUGUGGCAUUCCCUCGAUCUCGAUCCUCGAGAUAUGACGUGUCCCGAUAACUCCUCCCGUUCCGAAGAUCGAAGGUGGACUGACGAAUCGCGUUGCAAUUUCCGGCUUGUAAAAAAAAAAAAAUAACGCGAAGAAAAAUACUGAUCAUCUUUCAUUUAUAUUUCCUUUUUAUAUAUCAUUUAUAUUUUCUUCGAGUCGAGUAGACAUCGAUUAAAAUCGAGUAUCGCUUGAAGUAAUCGUUAAGCUAUUGGUUUUCGUACCUACUGCAUAUAUCGUAUUUCCAUCCGUGAUACAUUUUCUAUUUCGUUCGAAACUGGUGUUGGUACCAAAGCGACUUCUUAGUCAUCGAAUCGAUCGAUAGAUCCGCGUCGAUAUCUCGUUUUUUAGAGGAAGUAAAUAUUCGUCGAAGUGAAAAAGAUAGCGAUAGAAGUUAUGCGGGAGACAGGGCACGAUAUAUCCGAGGUGCAUUUCGAAAAGAAAAUGCUCUCGGUACUCUCUCGGGCCGUUCGGUCGUGAGACGACAGCUGCUCGCAAGCCGUUCACGAAUCGAACCGGUUCUCGACGCCGGUCAAAAAUGCCUUACGGCUGGUAAUAAUAAUUUUAAUCGACACGCAGCUCAGGCCACUGGGUAUCCCCGACUCGCGUCUCGUAUAUAUUCGUGAGAUAUCAAAGAUAUGCGCGGCUGGCCCCGCUCGACAAGGCCCACUGGCCCGGGUGAAAGGAAAACGCGCGAGCUCGCGCCUACCUUCGAUGAAAUAGAGAGACGGAGACGGAUACGAAAGAUAGAUAGAGAGAAAGAGAGAGAGAGAGAGAGAGAGAGAGAGAGAGAGAGGAAGAGAGAGAGGGAAAGAGAGAGAAAGAGAGAUUCCACAGAGAACGAAGGCUUCUUGUUGGUACGCAACCACGAGAGUUAUAGAGAAAGAAAGACGUGCGAGGUGACAGAAAUCUGACUGGCAUUCGCGAAAGAUUAGUUGUAAUAAACGAAUCAUCGUAGAGAUAGACGGUGGCAAUCGCAAAAUCGGUGAUUAAGGGUGCGCUCAGGAUGCUGUACAAUCUCACGAAGAUCGAGAGGAUUCGAGUCGCGUUGAGAGCGUAUUGGAGUUCAACCAGCUGAGAAUGUCGGAGCAAAACGGGCCUGGCGAUGGCCCGGGACCUGGUCCAGGUUGGUGGCCGUCGACACAAUCUUGGAAGUCGUCUGGUUCCGUCGGAUCAAACUCGUCGUCGUCUUCUACCUCCGGUACAAGCGGCGGCUCCACUUCCGUUUCUGCCUCCUGCGCCACCGCCGCCGCCACCGCACCCACCACCGGAUCGGCCUCGUCAGUCUCACCGACGUCCUCCUCCACCUGCUGUUCCUCCUCAUCCAUCGGCAAUUCUACGAUGACUACUACUCGUUCUACGGAGGCAGGGAAGAACGUUUCUGUAACUGCGAUCAAUGUCCCACCUACUCAUGAAAUGCAUGAUGGCAAAGGCAUCUGUAAGUAUCUAGGAGGUCAAAAUGGCGUGACGGUGUCCGUAGUUUCAAAUUGCGGCUCGGUACUUGGCUGUACGAGUAGUACCAGCAGCGUGGGCUCGCAUGGCAUCGGUAUCGGUAUUCUCGGUUCAAAUGCCACGGAUAUCGACGACGCGGACGACAGCGACGGUGAAAUAAGCAAGAUCGACUUCCGUGGUGUCAAUCUGCGAACCAAGAAGAAACGAGAUAUCUCCGUAAAUCAGAGCGGUGAGAAAAUCGGCGAUUGCGAUGGCGAAGGUGAAAGCGGAGCUUGCGACGGUAACGAUACGUCCCAACAGCAACAACCAGAGAGACCUAUGUCAUGGGAAGGAGAGCUCUCCGAUCAAGAGAUGUCUUCGAACACCCUCACUAAUCAGGAUCAACAUGAGGAAACAUCGAUGGAAGGUGUUCAAGUUUGCGGUUCCAGUCCCGGACCUGUAGAGCAAAAGUUUCCGAUAAAGCCAGAACCAGACUUUCGGUCAAGUCCAGGAUACACGCUUGGUUCUUUUCACGAAGGGAAUUUGUCUUUAAGUCACAACCAACAAUUACAGCAACAACGUGGUAUCGAAAAUCUUGAACAAACACAACAGAGCGACCUACCUCUUCUCGUGGGAAAACUACUCGGUGGAUACAAUAGUUCCACUCCAAAUCACAGUCCGGUUCUUAAUCCAAGACAUCAUUUGACCAAGCACAGUCACACGCGAUCGCAGGUACCAUCACCGGAUUCCGCGAUUCAUUCUGCCUACAGUGUCUUCAGUUCUCCAACCCAAAGUCCUCACGCUGCAAGACAUUCCGCCUUAGGAGCAGGAAGCCCCAUUCCUUCUUCCUCGCUCUCCUUAUCUCGACAUAGCUUCAAUAAUUCGACGUCCUCCUUAUCACUCUCCCUCUCUCACUCGCUCUCGCGUAAUAAUUCAGAUGCUUCGAGCAGCUGUUACAGUUAUGGCUCUUUGAGUCCACCUACGCAUUCUCCCGUCCAACAGCCUCGACAUCCGCACGCUCACUCGCAACAUCAGCAUCAGCAAGUAGCACAAGGUAGUCCUUUGCAUCUCCCAACGGUUGCUGCUUCGGCCGUGAGCGCGCACCAUUACUCCUCUUCCGCACCAGGAUCAGAGCUUUCCUCGGAUGGACAUCCUGGAACGGAAGAUCAAGAAGACUGUAGAAUACCUGCUGCACCAUCGGGUAUCUCCACACGACAGCAGUUAAUUAAUAGCCCCUGUCCGAUCUGCGGCGAUAAGAUCAGUGGAUUUCAUUACGGUAUCUUCUCGUGUGAAUCGUGCAAGGGCUUUUUCAAGAGGACCGUCCAGAACCGCAAAAACUAUGUGUGCCUUAGGGGUGCAGGUUGUCCUGUUACCGUUGCCACAAGAAAGAAAUGCCCCGCUUGUCGAUUCGACAAAUGCCUCAAUAUGGGAAUGAAACUCGAAGCGAUUAGAGAGGAUCGUACCAGAGGUGGUAGGAGCACUUAUCAAUGUACAUAUACUUUACCGGCAAAUCUCGUUGGUAGUCCUGCGAACAACAUGACGGCAAGCGAUAAGAUGAACGCUGCUGGUAACUGCAGUCCUGCACCGCCCGGUAGCGAACAUCAUUAUUCCGUUAGACAUCAUUCGAAUCACUCGUAUAAAGUACAAGUAGUACCGCAGCUUUUGCAGGACAUCAUGGAUGUGGAACAUCUUUGGCAUUACAAUGACAGUGAUCGUAUAACUGGCAUUCAAUCUGGUGUGAUAACUUCUGGUGGAACUAGGAGCGCUCCUGCCAGUGACAUGUUGUUAGGGAGCGGAAACGGCGGAGGAACUGGCGCUUCUGCCGGUCGAAAUGGAUCCGCUACCAAUGGCUCUGGUACUGAUUGUUCCACCAACGGGCAUGCUAGUAACAAUAUUAAUAGUAGAAGGGAAGAUAAUACCGCAAGACCCUGUCCAACUGGCUCGGCUUCCACCGGUAGCCACGAACAAUUAUCCGCUAACGCUGCUAAUGUCAGCAACUGUAAUUCCCAAAUGUGCGGGAAUUCUAAUGGUAAUCCAUCGCAACAUCCGGACUUUCUUUCGAAUCUUUGCAAUAUCGCCGAUCAUCGUCUGUAUAAGAUAGUCAAAUGGUGUAAGAGUUUGCCACUUUUCAAAAAUAUUUCAAUCGACGAUCAGAUCUGUUUACUGAUCAAUUCAUGGUGCGAGUUGCUGCUCUUCUCUUGUUGUUUCCGUAGUAUGAGCACUCCUGGUGAAAUAAGGGUAUCUCUCGGCAAGUCGAUCACUUUAGAGCAAGCAAGGCAACUUGGUUUAGCGACUUGCAUCGAGAGGAUGCUCGCUUUCACCAAUAAUUUGAGAAGGCUAAGGGUGGAUCAAUACGAAUACGUAGCGAUGAAGGUGAUAGUGUUACUUACGUCCGACACCAGUGAAUUAAAAGAACCCGAGAAAGUUAGAGCUUCUCAAGAAAAGGCUUUACAGGCACUUCAACAAUAUACUAUUGCCAGGUAUCCAGAAAUGCCUGCCAAAUUUGGUGAACUAUUAUUGAGGAUUCCGGAUUUACAAAGGACGUGUCAAGCAGGAAAGGAAUUAUUAAGUGCGAAGCGUGCGGAAGGAGAAGGCAGCUCGUUCAACUUAUUAAUGGAAUUAUUGAGAGGUGAUCAUUAAAACCAUCGCCGGGACAGUGAACAAUGCCAUUCCAUGCUUAUAGGGUCCAUAAGCUUAGGGAAUUGGAUUCGCUAAGUAAAUAGAAAAAAGCUGUUAAACUAGUACCAGAUGACUGGAAUAUACGCAUGGUCCAUAAUAUUAGCACUUGGUGAGGGGGGUACGUUCGUGUAAGUCUAACUGAAUAUUGGAAAGCUAAAGUCUAAAAAAGAAAAGAAAAGAAAAAAAAUAUUUCUCUCAAAAUGCUUCCGUACUAAACUCGCAUGCCCGCUGCCUUGAAUUAUAUCAAUUUCGAUGCGGCCUAAAUUAUGCUCGAAAUGUUCAGCGUGCAUGUAAAUGCAAAUGAGACUGAAAAAAUAACUGACGGUGACACACAGAGCAUUUACUUUACAAUAAUGAGCGUUGUACAAAGAAAGUUGGUAUGAUGUAGCAUUAAAAUGCUACGAUCUAUUUAGAUAGGUCAAAUCCGUCCCAUUGCCUGCUUUACAAUAAUGUGUAUAGUCCGCAGUUGGGACGGAAAUUACCUUUAUUCAUGAUUGUAAUAAAGCAACCAGUAUUUUAUAUUGUUUUCUGCUUACUUAAGAAUAUGGCAUAAAAAUGUCUUAUAUAUAUCCCAGUUACAAAAGUGUACUUAAAACAUCAGUCGACCAAUUGCUUAUUUAUAAGGUAGUUAAUCGAAUAAUAAUUCAUAGUUAGUAAUACUUAGUUAGUAUGUAUCCAAUGGAAAAAGCGAUUAUAAAAGCUCAUAUUACACUUUUUAUUCUUUUACAUGACAUAAUGUUACAUCAGUAAUAGAAUUAAACUUCCUUAAAUCAGAGCAGACACGAAUAUUCACUCAGCUUCAUAAAAUAGUAUUUACAGUGCGCUUGGCAGCUAAAUUACAAUAAAACCUUUGUUAGAAGAAACAGUAACUGUAUUAAAUUGCCAUGAUGCUCCAAUAGAUAUAAAUAUUUAGUUUACAAUAUUAUUACAACGGCUACAUAAGUUGAACUAAACAAAUUAGGUAGGCAAGAAAUCAAUUUCAUUUUCUUCCCUAUUUUUCAAGGACAACGCGUCUGAAGAAGUUCGUUAAAGUGAUAUUAAUUACGUAAACUUUAUUUCAAGUGGUAAACAAAGGAAGAAAAUAAGUAUAAUGCUAAUGUUCAUUUCGUACGUAUCCUCCGAUAACGAUUAUGUGCUAUCAGCACGUCAUUUGGAAAAGUCGACUUAUGUUUUUCGUAAAAAAAGCCUUUAAUAUCAUAGUCAUUAAUUUACAAUGCAAUUUGUUUGCAAAAUCUUAAUCUAAAAUAAAGUGGUCCAAUAAUGAAUACGAAAUAUAUUUAAAUCACGUCUAAAAUCGAUACAACAUGACAUUUUCUGGAAGAAUAUAUUAUCUAAAAUGUUAACAAACGAGGAUGGUAAUCUUAUUGCUACUGCAGUUUGUCGACAAUAUAACAAAUUUUUUUCUAAAAAAGAAAAAAAAGGAAAAAAAAAAAAAGAAAAAAGUCAAUAAAAAGAAAAAAAAAUUAAUCUAAAAAAGAUGUAUUGGAAUAUUAGAAAUAUACUAUUUAAAUUUAAUAUUUAUUCUGAAGGUUUUUGUCUCAAUUUAUGCACAUGAUUAACAAAGUAGCAAACUAUUAAAGUGCUUUACGACAACCACAAAAUAAUAAAGAUUGGUAACUUCUUCAGAUUUAACGUUAUAAUGAUAUAUAGCGUAAGAUCUGUAGUAUAUAUGCCACAGCUUUAAUUGUAUAUUAUAUAUAUAUAUAUGUGUAUGUAUAUGUAUAUGUAUAUGUAUAUGUAUAUGUAUAUAAUGUACCAAAAAGUAGACACUGUUAUCACUGUUGUAAAAUGCUCUGUAAAACAUAGAAGUUUAUUGUUAUAUUGUAAAAAUCGUAUAUAUUUCUGGUAUCUUUAUACAUUCGUUUUAUUGAAAACAUAUUUAUUUUGAUAUAAAUAGACAAAUUUGUGGUGUGCAAAAAGAAUUACCAACAAUAUAUAUAUAUAUAAUUGAUCAGUGAUCCUUGUAGAUGACAAAUUUUAUAAAAGAAUAGAAAUUACUAUUUAUCGAUAAUGCUUUUACGAGACUGUCAUAUUGAUGUAUUGUUCUUUUUUGUUAUAGAGAGCCCGAUUUGUAUUCAGGUGAAUGAUUAGCACCAAAAACAAUGUUUGAUCUCAGGAUCAAUUUAUAUAUAGGGAUACAGUUAAUUUGCAAUACUUAAUUUCUAAUAUAGGUUAUACGAACUGUCUUCCUCUAUUUUUUAUUUAUAUAGUUCCAUUUUUAUAAAAUGUCAAUAUUAAUCACUGAUUUUUAAUGUAUAUCUGCAUAUAUAUUAUGUUCAUGAUAACUGGACCACCUAUAUUAUAAAUUAUUACUCAGUAAUUAUAUUACCUUAUCAUCUUAUGAUAAUAUUUUGUAUAUGUCAAUUUUUUAAAAGAAAGCUGGUAACAUAAUACAUAACUUAGCCAGUAUUUUGAACAAUUCAUAAUGAAUUGGUAUUAAAACAAAUGACAAAGCAAAUGUCUAAUACAGUUAGUUAUUUAGAACAAGGCGGCGAAAGUAACUUUGUACAUAUGAAGAGAAAUAAUAUUUUGUGGUAUUGAGUGUAUGGGAAAUGGAUGAGACAGAGAAGAAAGCUAAUCUAAUAACAAGUUGAUCGUUCAACUUAAAAAUAGAAGAGUAUGGAAUACAUUUAUAAAAAGAUAAAUAUUUGCCUGUUAAAAAUGACUAUUUUCUAUGUUUAUGUUUGAUAAAAGUUAUGUCUCCAUAUUUUAAUGAAAUAAUUAUACUUCAAAUCGUAUUAAUUGACUUUAUUUUAAGUUGUGCUUCUUUAUGCGUGAAAGGACAAAUCUUGUGUAAUUUGUAAAAGAUUAAAAUAAUUCAGGCUAUAGUCCAAAUUAAGUAAACCUACAUAUAUAGAAAAACAUGUCCAUGUUAUAUAAAUAGUCUUCCGUUCUUCAAGGAUAUAACCACUAUGGAGAAAAAAAUUUAUAUUUAAUAUUAUAAAAUAUAAAGAUUCUUGGAAAUCUUUUCAUCAAUUACGACAAUAUUGGGAUGAAGCUGUAUAACAUUAUUGAAGUAUGCAGUUGUCAAAGAGCUUAGAUAUGAUAAACUAUAACAUCUAUUUUAUAUAGAUACGCGCAUGUGAAAUAUGUAAACAUAACAAAGAUAAUAUAAAAAUUCACUUUAUACAUCAAUUAUAUUGAAUACAAAAAUAUGAACCAGAAAAAGAUUAAUAUUAAACAGAUAUUGUACUUUAGAAAUAAUUUUAUAGAUACUCGCAUACAAUAUUUUUUUUAUUAACUAUAUUAUCUAAUGCAACAAAAAAUUUAUCCUUAUAAAGAAUUCUUGUAAGGAAUGUGAAACAAAAGAUAAAGAAAAUUUAAUGUGUCAUAAUCAUCAGAUUCAAUGAUCUCUAUGAACGUUGUAUAGCAAGUUAUAAAUCUUAUUUUAGAUUUGAAUAUAUGCUAAUGCACACGAUAAAAAUUAUUAUGUAAUAGGUCUCUUGUGCACGUUUCUCACGAAAAUUAUAUAUUUGAUUUGAGAACGCAGAUUUAGCUAUACAGAAAGAAAAACAAAUACAAUAUAGUUGCGCGUAAUUACAAAAAUAUCGCAUUUCCAAGGAUGGUAGCUACACAUACGAUGAAGAGAUGGCUAUACAAGAAAAAACAUCGUUAGAAUGUAGUUUUAUACAUACACACACAAAUAAUACUUAUAAAAUAAAGAUCUUUUUACGAAA